Molecule: messenger RNA, 2696 nt
Organism: Erigeron canadensis
Lineage: Eukaryota; Viridiplantae; Streptophyta; Magnoliopsida; Asterales; Asteraceae
Product: probable galactinol--sucrose galactosyltransferase 2
Exons: 14
Coding region: 242-2527 (761 amino acids)
Molecular function (GO): raffinose alpha-galactosidase activity
Source: RefSeq, a predicted model, not a curated record
UUUUGUGACAUAAAAGUGUUCGUUUCUUGUUGCUAAUUAAUUUUAUCCAAAAUCUCUCGAAAGAAGCUCGCAUUUCGACAUCCGAGGUGUGAUUCUUCUGUGCUGAUUAUAUAUAUAAGCAGAGGUUUUGGUUGUAACUUGGGUCUCUAAUUCGAGAAGCUUAAGCGAAACAAAGUCUUUUGUCAAGGAUAAAUUCGAAGAAAAAGUUUAUCGUUAGAGACUGUUAAUAUCGUGUGACAAGAUGACGAUUACGCCAAAGAUCUCUAUUGAUAAUGGAAACCUUGUGGUUCAUGGGAAAACUAUCCUUAAGGGAGUUGCAGAAAACAUUGUGUUGACUCCAGGUUCAGGGUCAGGGCUAAUAACUGGUGCAUUUAUUGGUGCAUCAUCUUCAAAUAGCAAAAGUCUUCAUGUUUUCCCAGUGGGAGUCUUAGAGGACCUACGAUUUAUGUGUUGUUUCCGUUUCAAGCUAUGGUGGAUGACUCAAAGAAUGGGAACAUGUGGAAAGGAUAUUCCACUAGAGACACAAUUUAUGCUUGUGGAGAGCAAGGACAACAAUGAUAACAGUCCCACAAUCUAUACCGUAUUUCUUCCACUCCUGGAAGGCCAAUUCCGGGCUGUUCUUCAAGGCAACGACAAAAAUGAACUAGAGAUUUGCCUUGAGAGUGGGGACCAUGCAGUUGAAACUAACCAAGGGCUUAACCUUGUCUAUAUGCAUGCUGGAACAAAUCCCUUUGAGGUCAUUAACCGGGCUGUCAAGGCUGUGGAGAACCAUAUGCAAACAUUUUAUCACAGAGAAAAGAAAAAGUUACCCGGAUUACUUGACUGGUUUGGCUGGUGCACAUGGGAUGCGUUUUACACUGAAGUCACUGCAGAGGGAGUUGAAGAAGGUCUCAAAAGUUUAUCAGAAGGAGGGACUCCACCACGGUUCUUAAUCAUAGAUGAUGGUUGGCAACAGAUUGGUAACGAGAACAAGGACUCUAAUGUUGUUGUACAAGAAGGGGCACAGUUUGCAAACAGAUUAACAGGAAUCAAAGAGAAUGAAAAAUUCCAAAAGAAGAAAGAUGACCAUUCCCCGGGAUUAAAGCAUGUCAUAGAUGAAGCCAAGGAAAAUCAUAAAGUGAAGUACGUAUAUGUUUGGCAUGCUCUUGCAGGCUACUGGGGCGGGGUCAACCCAAGUGUGGCUGGGAUGGAACAUUAUGACCCGACUAUGGCAUACCCGGUUCAAUCACCAGGUGUAAAGGGGAACCAGCCAGACAUAGUCAUGGAUAGUCUUUCGGUCCAUGGUCUGGGUCUGGUGCACCCCAGAAAGGUUUUCAACUUCUACAAUGAGCUUCAUGCAUACCUUGCUUCAUGUGGAGUUGAUGGAGUCAAAGUCGAUGUUCAAAAUAUAAUUGAAACUCUCGGGGCAGGUCAUGGUGGUAGAGUUUCUCUUACACGGAGCUACAUCCAGGCUCUUGAAGCUUCGAUUUCAAAGAACUUCAGAGAUAAUGGAUGUAUUGCUUGUAUGUGCCAUAAUACUGAUGGGCUCUACAGUGCUAAACAAACUGCAAUUGUUAGAGCCUCUGACGACUUCUAUCCUCAUGACCCUGCUUCUCAUACAAUCCAUAUUUCUUCCGUGGCUUAUAAUACACUAUUUCUUGGGGAAUUUAUGCAACCUGAUUGGGACAUGUUCCAUAGCCUUCAUCCAGCUGCUGAUUAUCAUGCUGCAGCCCGAGCUAUUGGUGGAGGUGCCAUUUAUGUUAGCGACAAGCCUGGCAACCACAACUUUGAUCUAUUAAAGAAGUUGGUCCUUCCAGAUGGGUCAGUGCUUCGUGCCCAAUUGCCCGGAAGACCAACGCUCGAUUGUCUUUUUGCUGAUCCAGCUAGAGACGGGAUCAGUCUGCUUAAGGUUUGGAAUGUGAAUAAGUGCACAGGUGUAGUUGGUGUAUUCAACUGCCAGGGUGCCGGUUGGUGCAAAGUUGAAAAGAAAACCCGUAUCCAUAAUGCAUCUCCUGGCAUUCUUACUGGUUCUGUUCAAUCCACUGAUGUGGACUCCCUAAGUCAGGUAGCUGGUCAGGACUGGCAUGGGGAAACGGUGGUGUAUUGUCAAAGAUCAGGCGAGAUAAUUCGGUUACCAAAAGGUGUAUCUGUACCUGUAACACUCAAGGUCCUCGAGUAUGAACUAUUCCAUUUCUGUCCUCUAAAGGAGGUAGCAGAUAACAUAUCAGUUGCACCAAUAGGUUUGCUCGACAUGUUCAAUAGUGGCGGCGCGGUGGAGCAAUUUGAAGUCCACGCAGCUCCAAAAACUGUUGUCCAUGGCGACCACUCCAACCCUCUACUCGAAAACCCACCAGUAACUGCAACAGUGGCUCUAAAAGUACGAGGAUGUGGUCGAUUUGGAGCUUAUUCAUCACAACGCCCUCUCAAGUGUACUGUGGAUGGUGCUGAUACCAAGUUCGACUAUAAUGAUUCAAAUGGAUUAGUAACCGUCAUGGUACCACUGGCUCAAGAGGAGAUGUACAAGUGGUCUAUUGAGAUCAUAGUCUAGAGAUGAGAUGUCUUGAAAUGUGUUGAUUAUUUAUGAGUUUUCACUCACAUUAGUGAGCAAAUUCUAUAUGUAUCAGUCAAGCUAAAGUAUCAUUAGUUAUGAGUGUCUCUUAAAAUGGUAACAAAUGUCAUUUGUUGGCAAUAAAGGAGCUAUUACUUGUUAUUAAAAA